Messenger RNA from Uncinocarpus reesii 1704, 957 nucleotides. RefSeq lists its product as uncharacterized. Gene Ontology annotation, biological process: protein processing. The record is from RefSeq and is a predicted model, not a curated record. Gene Ontology annotation, molecular function: protein binding. The transcript has a single exon. Lineage: Eukaryota; Fungi; Ascomycota; Eurotiomycetes; Onygenales; Onygenaceae. Gene Ontology annotation, cellular component: Dsc E3 ubiquitin ligase complex; endoplasmic reticulum. Bases 1 to 957 code for a protein of 318 amino acids.
AUGGAACACUCAUACGGCUUCAAAUCCUCCCAAGCAAAUUCCGGCCUCGUCGUUACAAUCCGUUUUUCCGCUUCUGUCCCGGAUAUCUCUCUAGAAGUACCGAAUCCCUCAACAACCACCAUCGCCGGAUUAAAACAAUUGAUUCGAGAAAAGCUACCGGCCGAACUAGCGAAAAGACGACUUCGACUAAUCUAUGCUGGACGAGCGCUUGAAGAUGAAGUGGGGUUAGCCGCGAGCUUGAGGUUGGAGCUCGAGCCUGCAGACGUCAAGGGGAAGCGACCCAUUCGCGGCGCAGAGGAUACGGAAGCAUUGCUGGCCCCAGAAAACAAAUCAAAGAGGAUAUAUAUCCACUGUUCUAUCGGUGAUAUCGUCCUAUCUGAGGAGGAGCUAGAGAAAGAAGCACAGGAGUCGCACCUCCACUCUGCCCUAUCCGACCAUGACCAAACUCGCCCCUCCACAUUCCCCUCCCCCAUCCCAGCUCAAGAACAGAUCCGAGAUCCUACCACCGGACUGGCAACGGCCUCUACGACCACCCCUGCUCCGCGCGGCUUUGACCGCCUGCUAUCCGCCGGCUUCACUGUCGUCGAAGUCUCCGCGCUGCGGUCGCAGUUCCUCGCGCUCCAGUCCCUCACGCAUACGCCGGACACCAUGCCCGCGGGCGAAGAGCUCCGCCGCCUCGAAGAUCGAUGGAUGGAUGAGGGAUCCAACGAGGCGCUGCCCGGUGGCGGCGCGGGCGGUGACAUGGCUGGUGGAAAUGCGUUUGGGAACGUGAGCAGUGAUGCUUCCGGCGUGCUGGAUGAUAUGCUCUGGGGGUCGGUGAUGGGGUUCUUCUGGCCUGUGGGGUGUGGUCUGUGGCUGCUGAGGGAAGAAGGAGUGUGGAGUUGGCGGAAGGGAUUGGCUGUGUUUGUGGGAGUGUUGGUCAAUUUUGGGUUUGGGGCAGUGAGGUGGAUGAAUUGA